Molecule: messenger RNA, 1059 nt
Organism: Wyeomyia smithii (pitcher-plant mosquito)
Lineage: Eukaryota; Metazoa; Arthropoda; Insecta; Diptera; Culicidae
Exons: 6
Coding region: 352-990 (212 amino acids)
Source: RefSeq, a predicted model, not a curated record
UGUUGGUCUGACAGUCGAAGCUGGAUCCGAACCGGGGAAGUACAGUUUUUUUCGCGCAGGUUUUUGCUGUGUCUGAUUGUACAGUGAUAGCGGAGUUCCGGUGAGAUUAUUUAGUGGUUAAAAAUGCUAUCGUUUUGCGGAGGUCGCGGUUUUCUGCAGUCAAAUUAUUGAAAACAGAUGCAGUUUUUUUGUCUUAACAAUACAAUUAUGUGUUUUAUAUUAUUUUGAGCUAUGGAUGACUCACCAAAGCUAAUAAAAUUUAUAUAACAGUUUUUUUGUUAAUAAUGUGGAUCACUUGAUUGAAUUACCUGGACUAAAAAACGUAAACGUACUUCAGCCUACAAGAAAAAAAUGCUGACCUUCCACUAUGAACUAGCAGUUUUGUUGUUAUGGUUACUCUACGGCUUAUCUAGAACCAUGCUGAACGAAGAACAUUCGUUUCGUAGGAAUGGCUUUGUAACAUCAUGCCAGCCUUCCACGAGUGUUGUGGAUCAGACAGCCGAUGGAAUCACGCUCUGUUUUGCACAGCAGCAAUGGGAUUCCAGUUUUAGCGAGUAUAAGCCCUGUGAAAGUCUACGAGCAGCACUCCAAUGCAGUGUGGACUUAGUUCAACACUUGAAAACUUGCUUCCCGGAAAGCGCAACGCUAAUAAUACUCUCAAAUACUCUGGCAGUAGUGGAAAACUCAACAUGCAGUGGAGCAAGGAACAACUCUACAAAUCUAAUGAAACUAACGCAAAACUGGACGUGUAAGUUCCGACCGAACUUCAUAUUUCAACAAUGUUUGUCGAAAAUAUCACAGAUAAAGAGUACCGACUCGGGUCGUUUCACUUUCGCUGAGUGCCAUGACAUCCAAUCAUCAAGAGACUGUUUCAAUCACUACGCGCUCAAUUGUAAAGCAUCUUCCAUCGUUGGCUGGCUGAAGUUUGUCUAUCGAACCAUAAUCGCGGGCACCCCUUGUGACAUGCCGGAAAAUAUUAAUGAGAAAUAAAAUGUUUCAAUAUCUAAAGCGGCCGUAAGUCAUGGUAAACCGCAACAAAAUUGAGCUCUAAAAACUAAA